ACUCCUCAACUCCAUACAUCAAAAUUCCAAAAUGUUUGCGGAGACAGCGGCUAAAGUUCAAGAAGUUCGAGAUAUUACUCGAAUUGAACGCAUUGGUGCUCAUUCCCAUAUACGUGGACUUGGGUUAGAUGAUACUCUGGAUCCGCGUGCUGUUUCACAGGGAAUGGUUGGCCAGUUGGCUGCUCGUAGAGCUGCUGGAGUAAUACUUGAAAUGAUCAAAGAGGGGAAAAUUGCUGGAAGAGCAGUUCUGAUAGCUGGUCAACCAGGCACAGGAAAAACUGCAAUAGCUAUGGGAAUGGCUCAAGCUCUUGGUUCUGAUACUCCAUUUACAGUAGUAUCAGGAAGUGAGAUAUUUUCUUUAGAAAUGUCUAAAACAGAAGCUCUUACUCAAGCAUUUAGGAAAUCCAUUGGCGUAAGAAUUCAAGAAGAAACAGAAAUAAUAGAAGGAGAGGUAGUGGAAAUACAAAUUGAUCGUCCUGUCUCUGGAACCGGUUCUAAAGUUGGAAAACUAACACUGAAAAGUACUGAUAUGGAGACUACAUACGAUUUAGGUCAAAAAAUGAUUGAAAGUUUAACAAAAGAAAAAGUUCAAGCUGGAGAUAUAAUCUGUAUAGACAAAGCAACUGGAAAAAUUACAAAAUUAGGUCGUUCAUUUACAAGAGCAAGAGAUUAUGAUGCAACUGGAGCUCAGACAAAAUUUGUUCAGUGUCCCGAGGGUGAACUUCAGAAACGAAAAGAAGUUACACAUACAGUGACUCUCCAUGAAAUUGAUGUAAUGAACAGUCGUACCCAAGGUUUCUUGGCCCUUUUCUCAGGUGAUACUGGGGAAAUUAAAGUUGAAGUCAGAGAACAAAUUAACUCUAAAGUUGCAGAAUGGCGAGAAGAAGGCAAAGCCCAAAUCAUACCUGGUGUAUUAUUCAUCGACGAAGUCCACAUGUUAGAUAUUGAAUGUUUUUCAUAUCUGAAUCGUGCCCUUGAAAGUGAUCUUGCACCGAUUCUUAUUAUGGCAUCCAACAGAGGUAUUACUAAAAUUAGGGGUACACAAUAUGAAAGCCCUCAUGGUAUUCCAAUUGAUCUUUUGGAUCGCUCAGUUAUCAUUACUACUACUCCAUAUGAUGAAGACGAUACAAAAAAGAUUUUGAAAAUAAG
This is a messenger RNA of Stegodyphus dumicola, 1149 nucleotides long. It is a transcript of the gene rept, whose product is annotated as RuvB-like helicase 2 rept. NCBI's taxonomy places the organism in Eukaryota, Metazoa, Arthropoda, Arachnida, Araneae, Eresidae. The record is from RefSeq and is a predicted model, not a curated record. Gene Ontology annotation, molecular function: ATP binding; ATP-dependent activity, acting on DNA; ATP hydrolysis activity.